UUUUAAACGAGAAUAAGAUCCCUUCUUUUCCGUAUUUCGCAAUUUUUUGUAACUUACAGCUCUAUUCAUGUACAAAAGUUUCAUUAUACAGAAGAUUAGAUCUAUUAAAGAAAAACAUAAGAACCAGGUUAAAACGAGCCCAUUUGAACAUACCAAGUGUCGAGACUGCUAUGAAUCAGGUCGUUUUGACAAGCGUUACUACAAAUGCAAGUAUUACAAAGCCGUGAAUGCUGAUAAUGAUAA
This is a messenger RNA of Mycotypha africana, 243 nucleotides long. RefSeq lists its product as uncharacterized. The transcript has 2 exons. The record is from RefSeq and is a predicted model, not a curated record. The annotation marks the transcript as partial. NCBI's taxonomy places the organism in Eukaryota, Fungi, Mucoromycota, Mucoromycetes, Mucorales, Mycotyphaceae.